Molecule: messenger RNA, 1908 nt
Organism: Parathielavia appendiculata
Lineage: Eukaryota; Fungi; Ascomycota; Sordariomycetes; Sordariales; Chaetomiaceae
Product: RanGTP-binding-like protein
Exons: 3
Coding region: 1-1908 (635 amino acids)
Cellular component (GO): cytoplasm; nucleus
Molecular function (GO): GTPase regulator activity
Source: RefSeq, a predicted model, not a curated record
AUGGAUGCAUUCUUGGAGUACCUUGGACACCACGCCAUCAGAAGUGCCACCAACUACGGGUUCAACCUCACAUUCGGAUAUGCGCUGCAGCAGUGCUCCCGAUUACUGAAAUCGGUCAAUGACAAGGCGGUCCGCACUGAGCUCAAGGCGUUGCAGAAAUUGCUGGACGGCAAAGUCAAGAUCAUCUCUCCCGCCCUUGACCUCAUCGAGUUCAAGUCUGGCAGAGGAAAUACGUUUCUAGAAUCAGCAGUGCCCCUCGCCAAAACUCUUCGCCGAGACAUUGUGCGCCUUGGGAAGCGGCUUGACAAUGCAGCGAGUGCGGAGGAACACGCUCCCAAUGCCGCUCAGCGGGACUUGGUGUCGGAGGCUCGUCAUACUGAGCUGCUGCUUAUCAUGAAGGACAUCAGGACCCUUCUCGAGCGAAUCGACCGAGACAUCCCCCUCCUACAGUUCGCCAUCACUGUCUCGGGCGAGAAGAUGUCCACAGCCAUGACACCGGGUAUCUCCCCAUCAAGGAUGAUGCAGGCUAGUGCCCUGCUCUCCUUUGCCGAUGCGCACUUUGUCCUGGAUCCCAAUCGAACCAUGCAGGUUGGCCCCUCUUUUACACUUUCCCUGUACAUGCUGUUUCUUGGGCAUUCUCAGACUGGGCCCGAUCCUGGCGCAGGGGAAGCCUCACCGUUGACUCCCUCUGUGUCAGAGGCUCAAUUUCCCAAGGAAGCCCCAUAUGGCCUCGGGGCAGGUGAUAGGAAACCCAUCUGGCAGGAGGUCAUGCACAAAGCUCGUGUGCGGCUAUGUCGCACUCCUGCAAACCGUGCUUUUGAUCCUACUCAAGGGCAUCGGCCAAUUGGCGCUGACGGCACACACUUUUCUGCAGCGUUUUCCGACGCAACAGCUCUGCCAUGCCUCGGGCUUGUAGACGGGUACUCAUAUCAUUUGGAGAUCAUUGAAGAUUUGGACGACGGGAGGCUCCAUGACGGGGACGGACCAAAGCCUCGGCCGUACGAUGGACUGCAAAUGGCUGGCAUCCGCGAGUCUAUCCCAAUACACCAGGUAUCCAAGAUCUUCUACACCGAUACCGGAAGAAUACUCAACAUCGGAAACAAUGAUGAUGGGGACAAUAACCCUGUUCUGCUUCUGAAGAGGGAUCCUACAGCCAAAUCUCCAAUCAAAGUGCGGCAGGAGUGGCUUGACGUGCCAGAGCCAGAGAUGGAUAUGGACGAGUCACAAUCUGACACUGCAUUGGAGUCUUUUGACUCAGACGACCAAGAAAAAGUAGACCGGCAGCUGUUGGAAGAGACAGCGCACUCAGCAGAGUCACCGUCAAGCCAGGACAGCCCUCAGAAUACGAAUCUGCCGCAGCACCUGGACCCCGAGUGGCUGGCGCUCGAGGUAUACAGAGAGCAAGAGGAUGGCGGAGACGAGGAGCGCGAUGAUGAUGAUGAGGAGGAGGAGGAGGAGGAGGAGGAAGAAGGGGAUGGUGCUGGCAGCGACGGUGAAGCCGCCCGACGAGCAUUGACCGCUAACCAUCAUGCUCCGCGAAACAGAGUUGCGACCGACUCCAAGCUUAUGUCCCUAAUCGGGCACCUUUCUCUUCGUGCCGGCUCGCCUCCCCAGUAUACUGGACAACCCUCUGCCGAGCUCCGGAAACUCCAAGAGGACGCCUAUGCCACAAGAUCCCCGUUCGGCUCGAUCGCGUCGUCUCUCUCCCUGUUGGAGAUGCUGAUUCGGCUCACAAGCCUGCAAGAGUUCCAGCAGACAUCUCACUUGGCGAUCCCAGAUCAUAUCCUCACGUUUUUCUUGGAGGAGACGUCCACAACGGGGCGACAAGGGGAGGAACACUGGCGGAUGAGGAGCGAGGCAAAAUGGCGCAUGGGUUUUGAUCCUUACACUAAUGCCCUUCCAAGGUAG